Messenger RNA from Rhineura floridana, 2943 nucleotides. RefSeq names its product sperm acrosome membrane-associated protein 4-like. The coding region runs from base 90 to 467 and encodes 125 amino acids. The record is from RefSeq and is a predicted model, not a curated record. The transcript is spliced from 3 exons. NCBI's taxonomy places the organism in Eukaryota, Metazoa, Chordata, Lepidosauria, Squamata, Rhineuridae.
AGGGAAUAAAUCCCUUCACUGACUCAUAGCCAUCGGGAUUGCUCCUCUUGGAUAUUCUAUCAUUCCCCCUCCUUCUCGACAACUACAAAAUGGGCAAACUCCUUGUCCUGUGUGUUGCAGUCCUUGCCUGCAUCAGUCUCGGAUCUGCUCUGCAGUGUUUGAAAUGUUCGUUCACUGUUUUUGACAUCCCCUGCCACACCACCACCACCACCUGUGAAGCUGGGCAGGUCUGUGCUACCAUCCGGGGAACAGCAGCUGGCCGCAAGCUUAUCAUGAAGAGGAACUGUGUUGAUCAGAACAAAUGCAACAGAAACGACUCUGACACCUAUUUAGGCAUUAACUACAUCACCACUUACAAUUGCUGCGAAGGCGACUUCUGCAACUCUGCUGCCACAGUGCCCGCUUCCCACCUGUCCCUGCCAAUAGCUCUGGCUAUGAUGGGUGUUUGGCUCAUUCGCCUUCUCUAAAUCUUCUCUACAGGAAGAAGAAAUAAAAAUUUCUACAGGAUAGUAUGAAAGAAAGAAAGAAAGAAAGAAAGAAAGAAAGAAAGAAAGAAAGAAAGAAAGAAAGAAAUCAUACCAAACACUGUCUCAAGUAGAUCUCCCACUUCUGUCUUUUUCUUUAGCUUUAUACUUAAAAAGGCACUUAUUGAUGAUCAAGGACAGCAUUUAUCUCCUUAUCUCUGCCUUCUUAAAUCAUAGAAACCAAGUCUGAGUAGAAAAAGGGGUAGGAAGGGAGAGGGUAGGAAUGUGCUUGGAGAACAAAGACUUCCUAGCCUUUUCUUUCAUAUUGACCUUUUAUCCAUUACUUUGUUGUUUGAGCAUGUUAUUGUAUGUUUUGCCACACAUCUGCACCUGACGUGGUAGAAUUCUCCUUGCUAGUUGACAUAAAGCUACAGAGAGGAGUUACAGACCAUUUUACCACAGAUUGUGCCCCACAUCAGUGCCUGAUGAAAUAAAAUUGUAAUAACUGUGGCUUCCCACAAAGAAUCUUGGAAACUGUAGUUUGUGAAGAGGACUGAGAGUUGUAGUUCUGUGAAGGGGGUCUCCUAACAUAACGACUCUCAGCAUCCUGCACAAGGAUUCCCAGGAUAUUUUGGGGGAAGCCAUGACUAUUAAAGUGGUAAAAAGAUGCUUUAAAUGUAUGGUGCAGAUGUGGCUUCACUUUGCAUGAGGCCUGGCUAGGCCACAGGCUGAACUCCUACUGCUUGUAUUUUAGACCGGGGCCCACUACAAUGUGGGCUUGGGCCUGGCUUUAUCCUUCAUCUUUCCUUCUCAUCUUCUUUGUAUUUUCUGUCAUUCUUUGGGUCUUUCUUAUUAUGUUGCCUUCCUUUUUCACUCAUUUUUGCUCAGGGCCUUUCUUUUUGACAUAUGUACCGCCUUCUCAAGCUUUUGUUGUCAGCCUUAUCAACCAGUUACACUUCAUUCUGCUUUGUCCCGUUCCUUUUCUUAUUCUUCCUUUCUUUUGUUAAAUAGAUUUUUUUCUAAGCUCUUUCACUGUAUAUCCACCUGCAGCAAAAGGGAGGUUAUGCCUCCCUCCCAAAUGGCUGCAGUCUCUUUUUUACAUGACUCACCCAAAAUACGGCAAACCACUCCUUUCCUUCAACAUGGCUGUGGGAUUUGUCACAUUUUUUACUCUUCCCUGCUUUCUCCUGAUGACAGACACAUGUCAAUGAGGGAGACUAGUCAAACGGAAGAGAUCUCCAGAGUACAGUUAAUCCCCCUUUCUUCCCCAAAGUGUACUUUUAUGACAUUGGCAGCAUCCAAGUGUCCAUAUACAGAAAUGAGGUGUAUAUAGACCAGAGAAUUGACAAAACUCUUAUGCAGCAAGUUAUUCAUGCUGCCAGUACAUUGAUGAACAUAUGCUGACCGCUCCACAAGUUGUCUGCCCCAAGGCCAACCACCUAGGGACAGAUCCAUUUUUCAUACUGCACAUCUGGCCACUCUGCAAACAUCUGGCUGCACAUUUCCAGCUGUCUUCACUGAAGACAUCUGGAGGGAGAACUUGGCUUAGCUCCACGUUCACACUUACUCCACAAGCAUCUGCAGGCAGAUCUGUUUGCAGCCAUGUUCUUGACAGUUCAGAGCCAUACUCUGUCACAGUGGCAGCUGGUCGUUCCAUGUCAGUGGGGCAGUGGAAUCCACUGCAGGUUUAAGUCUGAACUUCAAAGGAGCUAUCCAGCUGCCACUGCUGUAUAGCUGACAUCUGUCUCCAGAUUUUGGUAGGCCCUAGCAUUUCAAGUAUGAUUUUCCUGUCCUAUUUCCUUCAUAUCUUUUGCAUGUGGGAUUGCUGAAAUCAUCUGGAAAAAAGAACAUUAAUAUGGACCCUUGGUCUGAUCCAGCAAUGUUCUUCUCCUGCCUUUUGCUCCUCAAAAAAAUGCAAUUUUGUCCACAGAAUGUACAUUUCAUGCUAGCCAUGUAAUCAAAGACUUGGAGACAGAAGUUCACAAUGAUUGCAAGGCACUGAAUUAGAUAGGGAAAGAGGUUUAGAUUCCACACACAAAUCCAAACACCUUAAUUGUUUGAAGAAGUUCUUUAGUUCCUCCCAAAAUUCGUGUUUAGCUAUCAUUAAGGCAUCUUAAAUCACAUCUUUCUACUCACUGGCAGGAAGAGCCUAAAUUAUUAUCCAGAAAUAAAUGGUUCUUUUAGAGGAGGGGGAUUUGAUUACUAGAGUCUCAAUUUCUGCUUUGAGGUGUGGGGAGAGAAACUGGAUCUCAAAGGCAAAUGUGUCCCCACCUCAAAGAGCUGAACACUCAGGUUUUAACAUUCAAAUAUUUUGAAACGUUCAUUGCAAAACUGGGGUUUCGAAGGUGAAGAUUUCCACAUGAAAAACUAAAAAUGUUACAAUUCAGAGGAGAUCAUUUCUUUUACCCCCCCCUUCCUUGAAUUCAUUGUGGCUUUAAAUAGCACCUUUUAUUGUAUCAAAAUAAACUAUUCUUCCAUA